ACCACAUACCCACAUAACCACACAACCACAUAACCACACAACCACAUAACCACACAACCACAUAACCACACAACCACAUAACCACAAACCCACACACACAUACCCACAGAGCCAUGGACACCACCAUCGCCUUCACCCCAACCUCAAAACCAGGUAUCCUAAAGAAACCCACUCCAAUAAGCGAUAAACCAAAAAAUAAACCAAUAGCACAACGGUUAGCAAGAAUAAUAGGAAAAAAGACGGUCGUCUCGUUCUGCGAUAUUCCCGAGAUCAGGUUUAUGGGAGGGGAGGAGGGGAGUGAGGGGAAGGAGGAGAAGGAGGACGAGAAGACAAUAGAGGAAGGAAAAGGGGAAGGGAACGAGGAGAAGGUGGAGGAGAUAAUAGAGAAAGGAGAAGGGAAGAGGAGGAGGAGGGUAACAAAAAGGAAGCGUAAUUUAGAGAAGAAAAUGGUAGUGUUAGGGGAAAGGAAAGGAAGGGGAAGUAAAAGGGGAGCUAAGAAAAAUGGAAGCUGAUCGCAGUGAUGAAGAAGUUAAGAUUAAGAAAGGGAGAAUAGAGAACAGUGCUUAGCGGAUCGGAGGAGGGAGGGGUUAGAGUACAUUUAUUGGGGGAGGAGGGAUGGAGGAAGGUACAGGAGCAGAGGGAAGACUUGCUACAUGAGGUCUUAGUAGGUCUCGAGACGAAGUGAGGGGAGAGGAGAG
Cadophora gregata is the source of this 698-nucleotide messenger RNA. RefSeq lists its product as uncharacterized. The transcript has a single exon. NCBI's taxonomy places the organism in Eukaryota, Fungi, Ascomycota, Leotiomycetes, Helotiales, Ploettnerulaceae. The record is from RefSeq and is a predicted model, not a curated record. Bases 114 to 512 code for a protein of 132 amino acids.